Molecule: messenger RNA, 5910 nt
Organism: Folsomia candida
Lineage: Eukaryota; Metazoa; Arthropoda; Collembola; Entomobryomorpha; Isotomidae
Product: LIM domain kinase 1
Exons: 13
Coding region: 1816-4239 (807 amino acids)
Biological process (GO): protein phosphorylation; actin cytoskeleton organization
Cellular component (GO): cytoplasm; nucleus
Molecular function (GO): protein binding; protein serine/threonine kinase activity; ATP binding
Source: RefSeq, a predicted model, not a curated record
UGUACAAGUGCAUGAAGGAGGUUGAAAAAUGUGUACUAAUCAUGAUAUUUGUGGAGGGGGGGAGGGGGCACUUAACAAGCACACAUUAUCAUUUUGACCGACCCUCUGACUAAUAAAUAUAAACUCGCAGUCAAGUCGGUUUACCUAAACAACAAAAAAGCACGAUAUUGCUAAAAAAAACUGUAGAAAAAAUUUUGUAAAGGUGCCACACAUAAUAAAUGGAGUAGUAAUUAUACCCUUUUCAUAAUUUGUGAAGUGCUACUGGUUAAUAUUAUUUAUUAUUCCUUGUCCGACAUGCCUUUAAACUUUAACUUCUCUCUUCACAACAAUUGAUCAUCCUCCUCAAAAAAAACUCUCCAAUCCGACCAAAGUUCUCACACGAUAAUAUAAUACUAUGCGGUUUUUGAAAGUUUGUUCAUAAUUUUGAAAUUCGUCGCUUCAUAAUAAUAAAACAGUUUGACUUAACCGAUCAAGGUGCCGAGCCGCGGAUUAUCAACAGCAGUCUGAUUUGGAGUGGGGAGAGAAAAUUGUUGUAAUCGAUUGUUAUAAAAUUAUGACCGUAAACCGUAACAUACAUUGUUGAAUCGUCGUCGUCGUCGUCGUUCAUCGUUGUUGUUAAUACUUUUACAAAGUAAUUUAAAACAGAAUAGUAAUCAGUUUCAUUGAAUCAUUCAUUUGAUGAGGAUUCUUUUUUAUUAUUAUUGUGAUGAUUCGGUUCUUUGCACAUUUACAUUGAGUUACUUGAACUGAUCUUCUUACAUACUAGAAGUGGGGAGAAUUGAAUUGAAAACUAUUUACUGCUGCCAUCAUCAUCAUCAUCAUGUCUAAUCUCUACACCACAAUUAGCAAGGCAGCAAUAAUACCUGUGUGUUGAACUAUCUACUACUGUUAUAUCAGUCAGUUUUGGAUACGUACAUUUCUUUACGAGAGGAAGAGAGAGUGAGAGAAUUUUUAUUACUAAAGACUUUUAAUCAAUCCAACUAGUAACGGCGGAUGUUGCGUUAAGUCAACAAUUAAAGAAAUUGAGGAGUGAGUUAGUGACUGAAAAGGUACUGAAACCACACCACCACCUGCCACCACCCACCCACUCUCGAGUGCAAACCACAACAAAUACAUAUAAAUAAUACCUCUUUUUUUACUACCAAGUAAAGUAAAGUGCAGUGAAUGAAUAGUAAAUAACUGAACCAACAAUCAACUUCAACAGAAGAGAUUCGACUUCUCGCGAGCUUUAAGUUUAACUGCUCUCAUAUAUAUUGUUGUAGUAAUGAUGAUGACGGCGAAUGGAAUCAGAGCAGGAAAAGAUGGACGAGUUGCCGAGAAGAAUAGUAAUACUAAUAAAUUGUGGAUAAAUCGAGGCGAAUUUUGAUAAUUGAUUCACCCUAAGUAGCCAGAGAGAAGGUACCUUAAGUAAAAAAAAUAUAUAAUUUGUGUAAUUGCAAUAAUGCAACUUUCUAAGUAAACAGUGGGAGUAAUAAGAAGUAAAGUAAAGUAAUAAGUGGUGGUGCGGAGUCAAGUCGGUUUUUAUUUCACUUGUGCAAACUUAUUAUUUUGUGUAAACGGGACGUGAUUCACCAGUCAGGGGUGUUAAGUGGAGGUGACAUAAUCAAGAAAAUGUGUAUUAGUGGCAAUAUAAUUGCACCAGGAGGAAGCAAAUAAUAAAUAAGUGAGAAACUUUUCGUUUCAUUUAACCGAGUCCACUAAAUAAUCCAUCCAAUUGAGAAGAAUUUGAGAAGAAGAAAGUAAACUAAAUGUGCCCACGUAACAACGGCAGCAGCAGCGAUUUAAUAGAAAGCAGCCGCAGCAAGAUCCAGAUUAAUGAGCGUAUUUCGGGGAAACGUGGUUGGGUUAAAGUUCAACAGUUUGUCGGUCCCAUCCUCCGGCGGAGGCACACCCCUGCAGAGGAGGAAUAGUAACAAUGUGACGAAAAAAGUGGGCACCCUGUUUGCCGACUUGCUCGAAGAGGAGACGGAUGAAGUGGGAGGAGGACUUUUUCUCGAAAUCGCCCUCUGGCAUGAGGACAGUGACGACGUUGUCGACGACGCCACGACCAGUAUCAGUAGGGGAAUUAAUAACACCAUCACCACCAUGGCCAACUUUGGAGAUAGCUGCUGCCAUUAUUGUGGCGAGGCCGCAGUGGGUCCCAUAAUGACGGCGGGGUUGACCUCCUUCCAUCCGGAGUGUUUUCGCUGCUGUAAAUGUCAACUCUGCAUCGGAGACGAUGAACAGUUCGCACUGGUUGGGUUAUCAACUCUUUACUGUUCUGGAUGCUGGAAGAAGGAGCCUUAUCCCCUGGUUGAGAAUCAACACGUAAUAAAAGUGGUAAAGAUUCCUCCAUUAACGCGAGACAGCACGCAGUUCAAGUUACGCAAGGAUUGGCGAAGGGGAAGCGAAUGUCUCGGCGGAGAUUCUUACGACGUCCUGGGCUCCAGUGUUCCACAAGUCUCAGAGGUGGGACGCGUGGGAUCAGAAUGUCAACUAAAUGUCGGGGACAGGAUAUUGGAAGUGAAUGGCAAGCCGGUGACGGAUCAUCCACUUCCAGACAUUGAAAAGGUCCUCAACCACAGAACGGCAGCCGUUCAGGUCACUGUCGAGCAGAAGCCAACGAACGUGGUUGAAAUGCCGUCUCGUAAACUGGAGGAGUCAAAAUCGUUCGGAUCUCUGAGCAGUUUGGAGCUGCGGAGUUGCAGCUGGGACUUUUGGGGCAGUUAUGACAACAAGUCACUCACAGAGGACCAGAGACUGAUGAGUAGCAAGAGGAGGGAGCAGGACCACCGGUCAAGACAGCCAAGGAGGGGAAAAGGGUGUGAGGAGAGGGCGGCGUCCUUGUCGCGUCUGUCUGACUGUUCUCCGACCCCUCCAGGGACCAAGUCGGGGUUAGCGAGGACGCUCUCCUUCCGAGAACAGGCCCGCUCCCAGUGCACCUUCAGAGCUUGCGAUCUCGUCAAGGGCGAACUCCUCGGAAAGGGAUUCUUCGGCCAGGUUUAUAAAGUUACCCAUUGCGAAACGAAGGAGAUCAUGGUCCUGAAAGAACUCUAUCGACUGGACGAGGAGGCACAACGAAACUUUUUGAAAGAGGUGGCCGUAUUGAGAAGACUGGAGCACCCCAAUGUACUCAGGUUUAUCGGCGUGUUGUACAAGGAGAGGAAGUUGCACCUCAUCACGGAGUACGUAAAGGGGGGCAGCUUACGCGAGUUGAUUCAAAACGUGCAGCAUUCCCUGAGUUGGACGAUACGGUGUCGUAUCGUGCACGACAUUUCGUGUGGGAUGGCUUACCUCCACUCCAUGGGUGUCAUCCACAGAGACCUGAGUUCACACAACUGUCUCGUUCGAGAGGACAUGAGCGUGGUGGUGGCAGACUUCGGCCUGGCGAGAAUUACGAGUGAAAUGAGUCUGCAAGAUAGAUCUCGAGCGAGUAAACGGGGCAGGAGGAUUGAGAGAAAGAAACGGUACACGGUUGUAGGGAAUCCGUUCUGGAUGGCGCCAGAGAUGAUGAAGGGGAACAAAUAUGAUGAGAAAGUUGACGUUUUCUCGUUCGGUAUUAUUACUUGUGAAGUUAUCGGACGAGUAAACGCCGAUCCAGACUUUCUCCCCCGGUCCGGCGACUUUAGCCUGAAUCAGCAAACAUUCCUGGAAAAAUUCUGCGCCGAAUGUCCCGAACCUUUGUAUCGCAUUGCCUUCAUGUGCUGUGAUCUCAACCCAGACAAAAGGGCAUCAUUUGAAAUCCUCUCUUCCUGGACGGAAUCCGUCGCAUCCAGCCUGACACGAAACCUACCCUUUCCAAAAGAUCUACUCGCUGAGAUUCGUGACUACGUGGGGACACACUCCUCUCGCAGCCCCACCUCCUCAGAGUCCACCACACCCGACACGUCAUUCACCUACAUGACCACAUCGUCCGGAGCGAGCAGUAACUCAAGCUCUGGAAGUCUCCCUUCUUCCGCAACGGACACGAAUUCUUCCUCAUCGUCAUCCUCAGCCUGCGUUGAGAACACGCUGUCCUCCGCCUGCUCGUCCCUCUCCACCUUCACGAACAAAUCGGGGGGACGGCUCCAUUCCAUUUGUGAAGUUGACCAUUCCAGCAAUAAUAAUUCCAUGAAUAGUUCCACCCUGUCUAGUCCAGAAUUGGAGCAGCAGCCCAAGAGCAACUCCUCCCCCAUUACAACAAUCACGUGCAAUCAUACCAACCCCCUCCACACUAAUAGUAGUAGCAAUGGGAGACGCAUGUCGGCCUCGCCCUCCUAAAAAAAUAAGUCUAGAAUAUCUCUCCUUCUUAUCCUGCAUACAUAUUACGUAUAAAUAACUUAGUUAGUAGUAUUUACAUAGUCACCGUCCCACCACCAACCAACUUUUUGCACAUUUUAUAGAAAUUCGCAACCUAACGUAUUAUUGUUAACGUCGUCGUUAAAAAAAUGUAAAAUUAACUGGAGAAUUACAGACAACGAAUCAAACGAAGAAGAGGAGUAUUACAAUUUAGUGAAACGAGUGUAAAAAUUUGUACAUUUUCUAGCGCAGGAUUCAGAUUUAAGAAUUAUGCAAUUUUUCUCGCCGUAUGCACCUUCGGAAUCGUUCUAUUAGAUAAGACGAAGAUGAUAAAAACAAGGCUUAAAAAUGACGAAGUGGAGAUUAUAAAAAUUAAGAAAAAUUUCUAAGACAUAAUUUGAUAUCAGCUCUUUAUCAAUGAUUUGAUUAAUGUCAAUAGUAAUAGUUUUGUCUCGGUUGGGCGAAUCUGAAGUAGACUGUGAUCAUAAAGUCAAACAAAAAUCAGUACUGAUACUCUUAUUAAUAUAAAAUAAAAAGGGGGUAAUUAUUAAUAAAAUAAUUAAUAUAAUAUUUCGGAGAACAAGCUUUUUGUAAAGGGAGGAGAAGAAAUUUCCAUAAAUUAAGAAGGUGAGGAACUAAUAAGUUAGAAAGAGAGAGGGAUAUCACAGAUAAGAAGUUAUCGGUUUAUGUAAUAAUACAGAGGUGCAAAAAAACAGUUAAAAUCAUUCACUGAUUUAAAUAAACACUUUUUUGUUACAGCGAUAAGAUGUCUUUGUUCUCUUAAAGUUAUAAUUUAUUCUGAUGUAUCCGAUACUAAUUUUCCAUUUUAUGUGAUGAUUGGCGGCUGUGAACAACUAAAUAUUUAAAUAUCUGUCGCCCGUGACUGUUAACUAUACAAUUAAACUGUUGAGCUAUCCGUUAAUUAUUAAUCAUUUCUUUCCAAACUAAAAUAGGUAUCCGGCGCAGUUGAAUAUGAAACAUAUUAACGUCUAGUGAAUAAUAUGCAUGUUUCUCCGUCGUUGAUGGUGAAGACUUUUGCUAACAUACUUUCUUGAAAUAUGAUAAGCUGUCUUUGUAUAUGCUCGCAUUUUUAUAAAAUUGUAAAUUUAUACGGUCAAAUCGGAUUUUCUAUUGGAAAUAUUUAGUGUACAAAUAUUUACGGAUUAACUUCGUUGGUGCUGUACUGUACCGAAAGCGUGGUUCCACUAAAAUAUUGAACUAAAAUAUUCUCUGUCCUCGUCACGUUACCAACAAAACCAAAUCUGUAAUUUAUUUACUUGCCUAAUUUCCUUAAUUAUCUAUUAUUAACCUAUUAUGUAUGCAGCUAAAUAUUUAUAUUUAAUUAUAUAAAAGAUAUUAUUUUGUCACUAUUACGUUAAAAACAAUCCCCGUCUCUACAAUUGUUUAAAAUUUCAAUAACCAAAGAAGUUAUCCGGGAUUCCUCCCGUGAAGAAAUACUACACACAUACUUUAGUAAUUUCUUACCCCCAGAAAUGUUUAAUCGUUGCAAUUAUAAUUUAAUUUUAAUUUAGAUCAUGUAGUUCUAAAUAUAUAUAAUUUAAUUUUGCCGUGUUUGCGAAAUUAUUAAGGAGUAUUAUUUUGAAAGAGGAGGAGAAUAAAUAAAUAUUGCCGAGAUUUUUGACGGAAAGAUAA